AUGAACAACAAUAAUUUCAAGAUAUUAUCGGCAUUCCGUAGGCUAGCCUCUACGGGAACAUAUCCCGGUUCACAAAGAAUGACCUUACCUAGGAGACCAAUGAAAAAGAUUGGGUUAGGAAGGGCCAGACCUGCUAUAUAUCAUCAAUUUGAGGUCGCUGUAGAAAUGAGUGAUGGCAGUGUUGUAAUGAGAAAGUCGCAAUUCCCCAAAGCUGAGGUUAGAUUAAUACAGGAUCAAAGAAACAAUCCAUUAUGGAACACCAGUAGGAGUGAUCUUGUCGUCGUUGAUGCGAACGCAGCAGGUAGUAUUGAUAAGUUCAAACAAAAAUAUUCAUCAAUAUUUUCUGUUGAAGAAGAGGCAGUAGCUUCGACGUCUGAUGCUAAUGCUAAACUUACAACCGAGGUAGAAAGGACAAAGGAAGAAACUAAGAAAAAUUCAAAGGUGGAAACAGCUGAGAAAUCGGAGGACCAAGCACACGAUAAUUUUGGUAUGGAUGACUACUUAUCGUUACUAGAUGAUAAUUCAAAGCAGAUAAAAUCUGGUAAAAUUGCAUCCAAAAAGAAUUCGUCCAAGAAGAAAUAG
Maudiozyma barnettii is the source of this 582-nucleotide messenger RNA. RefSeq names its product mitochondrial 54S ribosomal protein bL31m (gene MRPL36). Gene Ontology annotation, cellular component: mitochondrial large ribosomal subunit. The transcript has a single exon. Bases 1 to 582 code for a protein of 193 amino acids. NCBI's taxonomy places the organism in Eukaryota, Fungi, Ascomycota, Saccharomycetes, Saccharomycetales, Saccharomycetaceae. Gene Ontology annotation, biological process: mitochondrial translation. The record is from RefSeq and is a predicted model, not a curated record. Gene Ontology annotation, molecular function: structural constituent of ribosome.